Nilaparvata lugens (brown planthopper) is the source of this 4560-nucleotide messenger RNA. Its product is annotated as protein TAPT1 homolog. The record is from RefSeq and is a predicted model, not a curated record. Gene Ontology annotation, cellular component: ciliary basal body; endoplasmic reticulum membrane. NCBI's taxonomy places the organism in Eukaryota, Metazoa, Arthropoda, Insecta, Hemiptera, Delphacidae. Bases 205 to 1809 code for a protein of 534 amino acids. Gene Ontology annotation, biological process: maintenance of protein localization in endoplasmic reticulum; positive regulation of cilium assembly. The transcript has 10 exons.
CCGUGGUCCGUAGUUUUAGGUUAUGAUUCGGGAAUGAUGUAAUGUUUAUUAUUGCCGGAUUUUAAACUUUUAAGCUUGAAAUGACUACACAAAAAUAGUAGAACCACAUUAUCAACAUUAUUUGAGGGUUUGUAGAACAUCGUGUGAUUCUAAAUUACUUUAAUCUAUUUAGGCCUAUGUUGUAUUAGUUGAAAAACUUGUAUCAUGACGCAAAGUACCGCGGAUAUUCCUCAGGGAAAAGUUAAGUUUCGUUCCAUAUCAAGCGUUGCUGAUCCUGGAUUUGGUGUUAACAGGAUUGAGGAAAUUUCUCAGAGACUCCGAUCAAAAUCAACAGAUCCUAAAUUAAAAAAGAAAGAUUUAAAAUUCGCUCCAAUCGAAAAUGAUGUGAAUGACCACUCAUUCUUCAACUUUCUUGGGGUUGAACUGACCCGCGGUUAUGUUCUUGAGCAUGAUGAAGAACAAUACUCAGCCCGUCGAGAAAAGGUUUACUCGUUCAUGAAAAUUCCAAGAGAAGUGGAAAAGUUCAUGUUGUAUGGGUUUUUCCAGUGUGCCGACUCUUUUCUGUUUGUCUACACGUUUCUGCCAAUGCGCUUUCUCAUUGCAUUCUGGGCUCUCAUCACUCGACCAAUCACCACAUGCUUUAGAAAGAAGUCUCAAACAUACUUGAAACCAGCCGAAAUAUGUGAUCUCCUAAAAGUCAGCAUUCUGAUAAUAGCGAGUUGUAUGCUCUUCUAUGUUGAUACGUCGAUGGUCUAUCAUCUCAUCAAGAGUCAGUCUGUGAUCAAACUCUAUAUAUUCUACAAUAUGCUUGAGGUAGGAGAUCGGCUUUUCUCAGCUUUUGGGCAAGAUAUAAUAGAUGCGCUAUUUUGGACAGCAACAGAGCCAAGAGACAGAAAAAGAGAGCAUCUCGGUCUCAUUCCACAUCACACUUUUGCUAUCAUCUAUGUUUUUCUACAUGGAAUUUUAGUGCUAUGUCAAGCAACAACUCUAAAUGUUGCUAUAAAUUCGAACAAUAAGGCUCUUCUCACCGUCAUGAUGUCAAACAAUUUUGUAGAGUUGAAAGGAAGUGUGUUCAAGAAGUUUGACAAGAACAAUUUGUUCCAAGUGGCGUGCAGUGACGUGCGAGAACGCUUCCAUCUCGUCUUCCUCUUACUCAUUGUCAUCCUUCAAACGAUGAAGGAGUAUGCCUGGAGUGAAGAAACAUUUUGGGUACUGGUUCCUGACUGUUUCAUAGUGCUGAUAGCAGAGAUGCUGGUGGACUGGGUGAAGCAUGCGUUCAUCACUCGAUUCAAUGAGUUGCCUGUCGAGGUGUACCGAGACUACACGCUCAGCUUGGCUUAUGAUCUGGCACAAACACGCCAGAAAAAUGCAUUCACCGACCACUCUGACCUGGUGGCGCGGCGCAUGGGCUUCAUCCCACUGCCGCUGUCUGUGGUUGCGGUGCGCGUGUUGGGCGCGGCUGUCAGCGUGCAGGCCCCGCCGCACUCUGCUUGGCCGCACUCGGCUAUGUUUGCCUGGUGGCACUGCGUCUGCUCAACAGCAUCUCCAUCCUCGGACAGGCUUGCCAUCUCAUCGACAACCACCAGAAGGAUCACAUGCCUGACGGCACAAGUCCGGUGCGGAUCAUCAAGGACUCAGCGACCAGCCCCACUCGGCCGAUGGCUCCGCUGCGGCGGUCGGCCACAGUCGAGGUCACCCUUGCCUCCCCCUCUGCACCCCCGCCCACUCCCGACCUCCUCGCCGACGCCGACGAGCUCAGGACCACCCUCGGUCCGGGCGCCAUCUUCUCCAACAGUGCUGUUAGCAUAACGGACGUGUGCCUGAACGAGGAGAUGCUCCGAGUGGGGGUGGGGGCGUCAGGCGGUGACCAACUGGAGAGCAUCGGAGAGGACAGCGAGUGUCUGACUCGCAGUGUACCCAACAUGGCAGCCUGCGCCCAGGGGGGCAUGGGAGGCGGUGCCGCCCCCACGGCCACCACUCUCGGCAGCCCCUCGGCGUGUGCCGCCCUGGGCGAGCAGCAGCCGAAGCGAGCCGAGUCGGAGCCCUCCAUUCCGCACCUGGUCGACAGUGAGGCUGCCGAGGCGCCCCAGUCGCUAUGACACAACCUGUUCACCUCCUUACUGCUCGCUGUCAAUCGGCGAUGCAACCUGCUGUGAUCCUAUCAAAAGUUCCAAGUUCAUCAAGUCAUUCAAAUAUUGAGACAGAAUAAUAAUUUACCAUUCUAAGAACCAACCAAGCGUUUCUGUUCAAUUGCCAAGUUCAUUAAUUUCAAAUCUUUAUUACUGUGAUUGAGACAGAAAAAUAGUUCUACGAUACUUUGAUCUAACCGAACGUUUCUGUUCAAUUGUGAAUUCCAUUCAUUUCAAAUAUUCAGUACCGCGAUUGAAAAAGAAUAAUAGUUUUACCAUACCAUGAUCCAACCAAACAUUUAUGUUCAAUUGUCAAGUUGAUCCAUUUCAAAUAUUGAAAUAGAAUAAUAGUUUUACGAUACUAUGAUAUAACCAAACGUUUCUUUUCAAUUGUGAAGCUUAUUCAUUUUAAAUAUUGAGACAGAAUAAUAGUUUCACUAUACUAUGAUACAACCAAACGUUUCUGUUCAAUUUUGAAGUUCAGUCAAUUUAAUAUUCAGUACCGUGAUUGAGAAGUGAAUUUCAUUCAAUAUAUUAAAACAUCAAUAUAUAUUUUAUAUUAAAAUAUUAAAACAAUAUUAGUUUUACCGUACUAUCCAACCAAACAUUUUUGAUUAAUUGUGAAGCUUAUACACCCCUGUUCAAUUGAUAUAUUCAGUAUUGUGAUUGAUAUAUGAUAAUACUCUACCAAACUAUGAUACAACCAAACAUUUAUGUUCAAAAGUAAAGUUCAUACAUCCCUGUUAAAUUCAAAUAUUCAGUAGGCCUACCUAUCAUGACUGAUACAGAAUAAUAGUUUUACCAUAAUAUCCAAUCAAACCUUUAUCUUCAAAAGUAAAAGUUCAUAUAUCCCUAUAUUUAAAUCAAGUGUUCAGUAGGCCUACUGUGAUUGAGAUUAAAUAAUAGUUCUAUGUUACUUUGAACCAACCAAACAUUUCUGUUCACUUAUGAAGGUGGUAUACACCAACAGCUAUCCACAUUCAAUUAAUAUAAGGCACCGUGUUUGAGACAGAAUAAUAGUUCUAUCCUACUCGUACUAUGAUACAACCAAACAUUUUUAUUCAAUUGUAAAGUUUAUACUUCCCUAUUCAAUUCAAAUAAAUAAAUAUUCGCUAUUUAAUUCCGUGUUUGAGACAAUAAUAGUUUUACCAUACUAUGAUACAAACAAACAUUUUUGUUCAAUUGUAAAGUUUAUACAUCCCUAUUAAAUUCCGUGUUUGAGACAGAAUAAUAGUUACCAUACUCUUCAAUCAAACGUUCGCUGUGACCCAAAUCAAACAAUUCAAUAGUGACGAUGAUGAUGAAUUCCAACUAUUCAUAUUCAAUUCAAAUGUUCAGUGUGGUAAAGGAGGCAGAGUAAUAGUUUCGCCAUACUCUUCAUCCAAACUUUCGUUGUUAACAAUUCCAGACGAAUUCAAUAGUGUAGAUGAAAUAUAAAAAAUGUCGUUUUUCGACGAAUAAAAUAUAUUUGAUCAUUAAUCAACAAUUAAUACUAUAUUAGAUAUGCCGAAAUAACUUGAAUCACAGAUACCUGCUAUAGAAGGCGUAGGCAAAAGAAAAUUGGCCUCUCUGUGGUCCUAUAAUUACCACUGACUGAAUUACCACAUAACGUGAAUAGUACCUAGAAUACUAUAGAAUAAUACCUAGCUUUCAUCAAAUCUGUGGCGACUCUUCUUCCUACUCCAAUUUAUAUUUACUGAUCAAUUAAACUUUUCCAUUUCAGUACAAUAUUUGUAAUAUAAUAGUGCUCUCUAUUCUAUGUUUGAAAAAAUUAAACUUCUCAAUUUCUUUAUAUUUUACAUUGAUAAAAUAACUCUUGUAGAACAAUACAAGACUUAACCUAUUUCGGACUAUGUGUAACCUUAUCUAAAUUUGGGAGAGGAAUAGCACAAGGCUACCUUAUUUUUUCUCUCCCUAACAUUUUGAUGAUGUACUUAUUGUAUGAGUCCAUACAUUUUUGUUUGUAUUGCUCCAUCAUGUCCGCGGUAGCCUACCUAUGUAAAAGUAUUCGGAAGGGAUCAUUAUAUAGAUAAUAUCAUAGAGAAACAAUAUCGUAAGUAGAUAUCCCAUGGUAUAUGUCGCAACUUUUACUGUUAUCUCAAGUCGAUUACCAUCGAUUAUUGUAUAUUUUUACUGUUUUGUUUGGGUGAGAGUGUAUGAACGGCACAAUAUGAGAGACUACCAGCGUCACACACCUUUUUGGUAAAGAAAUACGUGGACUAUCGGCUUGAGAUAACAGUAAAAGUUGCGACAUAAACGCCCUAUACCAUGGGGUAUCUACUCGCUAUUGUUUCUCUAUGAUAAUAUGCAGUAACUUCGUAUUCGUAGCUAAACGAGGUUUUAUCAGUUUCAUUGGAAAACCAAUUUAAAUUUUACUGUACGGUAUAAAAAUUAUGAAGUGUGAAACCUCAGAUACAUAUAAUCCAAACAU